Westerdykella ornata is the source of this 1500-nucleotide messenger RNA. RefSeq lists its product as uncharacterized. The transcript has 6 exons. The record is from RefSeq and is a predicted model, not a curated record. NCBI's taxonomy places the organism in Eukaryota, Fungi, Ascomycota, Dothideomycetes, Pleosporales, Sporormiaceae. Gene Ontology annotation, biological process: inner mitochondrial membrane organization. Bases 1 to 1176 code for a protein of 391 amino acids. Gene Ontology annotation, cellular component: mitochondrial inner membrane.
AUGCUCCGUCCGGCUGCUUCCUGUCUCCGGACAUGCUGUCUGCGCGCCCUCGCGCCCGCCGUACGGCCCGCUCGCCGUGCUCUGGUUGUUCCUGUGCGAUGCAUCAACAUCACGGCCAUUGCGCCGCCCAUUUCAGAACCCACCCUCGAUCGCCCCGCCACCAUUGAAACGCCUCCAGGACCAAUUCCCUCCCCAGAUGCCCGCUUCGAAGUCAUCGGUUCACCCUUUUCGCUCCUCUCCGCUUCUCUUUCAGCCUCCCAGCAGCUCUACACCCGGCGUGGAACAUUGGUUGGCCUCAGUGGCAAAGGAGAGAAUACUCUCUCUACCUUGUCCUUUCUCGAGCCAUUUCGACGUGCACCCGUCGGAAUUCCGUUCCUAUACCAGAAAGUUACAUCAACAUCUCCUAUUACCGCUCUCAUCUCCACCAAAUCUCCCAUAUCCUCCAUCGUAACGGUCCAUCUUGACGGCCGACAAGACUGGCUUAUUGCACAGCGCCAGGCGCUCCUCGCCUGGACUGGUCUCACUCUCGUACUCAAACCUCAAUACAACUUCAAGUUGGGCAUGGCCAACUGGGGCAACACCCAUGUCACCGGACGAGGCCUGCUUGCCCUUACGGGGACUGGCCAGAUUUACCAAGUGCGACUAAAAGCCGGCGAAAGCUACGUUGCCCAUCCCAGCAAUGUAGUGGCCUAUACUGCAUCCGCUAGCCCUCCGCUCCCAUUCCGGUUCAAGUCCUCCAGCCUCGUAUUUCAGGUUCCCGACCUGGGCUUUGGUUCUCUCUUGCAAAACAUCAAAUUCUUCAGGGUGAUGAGUGAGACUCCGACUUGGAGAACACUGGCGACUGUUGCGCAUACAGUCAAAACGUGGCUGAGGCGAUCGAUAUGGGGGGAUCGGCUCUUCGUCCGCUUCGAGGGCCCCACUACCCUCUUGCUUCAAUCACGGGGCUCACGAGUAAGCGAUGUGCUCACUUUGAAGGACGUCGACGAGAUAGCCGCGAGCCCCCCAGGUGCUCUGCAGGAUACCAUCUCGCGGAAGAUACGGGAAGACAUAAGAGAGAUCGAGGCCAGCCACGCGGCCGGGCCAAAGACGCCCAUAGCAUCACAGGAAGCAGGUGACGGGUCCAAAGUUCGAUAUGCCACCGUGCACAACGGAAAGGUCGACUUUGAGAAGCCAUGAACAGUCUCGCCUUGGCCAUAGUAAAAAGUGUACCAUCGCUGUAAAAUUAGGGUUCCAUAGUUUUGGAGCCAUUGUCAGAGAUACCCAAUUGUUAGCCAUGUAUGCAUCCACAGUACACAGUCUGCAUCCAUGGAUGGGCCGAGAACAAGUAUCCUUGGCGCACGUCAUGGGAUCGAUGGUCCUAACCUAUCACCAACGCAAUCCAUUCCAGCCAUGUUCCUCAUUUUCCGUCUCUCAAUCCUCAGUAUCGACUGCAGCUGAGAAUGUGUCUUUUCACAACAACGCGUACCGUCGACGGUCGCCAUGCCGUUUUCGACCGAGGAG